CCUUAUUAAUGCCUCCUCUCUUCUGCCUCUCCAUGAUAUCCAUAUUUCAUUUUUCUGUCUUCUCUAGUUCAACAACUCCAAAAAUCUCGCAUUAUCUUCCAAUAUCAGCGAAGAACAUUGAAAAGAAUUCUGGGUUUUGGUGGGUUUACGCUAUAAUUCUUGUUAGUUAACUAGUGAUUGUUGUUCCAUCUUCAUCCAUGGAUGGUGCUGACCUCUAUAGAGCCAGUAGUAGCAUAAGAAGGAGCUCUUCUAUAUGGAGAAAUAAUUCUGCAGAUGUUUUCUCAAGAUCUUCUAGAGAAGAAGAUGAUGAAGAGGCUCUUAAAUGGGCUGUUCUUGAAAAGCUACCUACUUAUGAUCGUUUGAGGAAAGGUAUUUUGAUUAGUGGAUCCAAAGGUGAAGCUAAUGAGGUUGAAAUAGAUUCUCUUGGAUUCCAGGAAAGGAAAAGUUUGCUUGAGAGAUUGGUGAGAGUUACUGAAGAGGAUAAUGAGAAAUUCUUGUUGAAGCUCAAAGAUCGAAUUGAUAGGGUUGGAAUUGAGGUCCCAACAAUUGAAGUUCGAUUUGAGCAUCUAAAUAUUGAAGCAGAAGCUUUGGUAGGAACCAGUGCUUUGCCUACUUUCUUCAACUUCUUAAUUAAUAUACUAGAGGGUUUCUUGAAUAAUCUUCAUGUCUUUCCAAGUAGAAAGAAACCAUUUACCAUCCUUAAGGAUAUUAGUGGAGUCAUCAAGCCCUCAAGAAUGACUUUACUUUUGGGUCCUCCGAGUUCUGGAAAGACUACACUUUUGCUGGCUUUAGCUGGAAAGCUUGAUCCUAAUUUGAAGUUCUCUGGUAGUGUGACUUACAAUGGCCACGGGUUGAAUGAAUUUAUUGCCCAGAGAACAGCUGCCUAUAUUAGUCAGCAUGAUCUUCAUAUAGGGGAAAUGACUGUAAGGGAAACUCUGGGAUUUUCUGCUAGAUGCCAAGGGGUUGGAUGUCUACAAGAUAUGCUUGCAGAGUUAUCUAGAAGAGAAAAAGCAGCUAAUAUUAAACCUGAUCCGGAUAUUGAUGUUUUCAUGAAGGCUGCAGCAACAGAAGGACAAGAAGCUAGUUUGGUCACAGAUUAUAUUUUGAAGAUUUUGGGAUUAGAUGUCUGUGCAGAUACCUUGGUAGGAGAUGAAAUGUUGAGGGGUAUCUCUGGAGGACAAAGGAAGCGUGUUACAACAGGUGAAAUGCUGGUUGGGCCAUCAAGGGCACUUUUUAUGGACGAGAUCUCCACUGGCUUGGACAGUUCAACAACUUACCAAAUAGUGAACUCAUUAAAGCAAUCUAUCCACAUUCUUAACGGAACUGCUGUCAUUUCCCUCCUCCAGCCAGCACCUGAGACUUACGACCUAUUCGAUGACAUUAUUCUGCUGGCAGACGGCCAGAUUGUGUACCAGGGUCCUCGUGAAGAUGUGCUUGGCUUUUUUGAGUAUAUGGGCUUCAAGUGUCCUGAAAGAAAAGGGGUGGCUGAUUUCUUGCAAGAAGUGACAUCAAGGAAAGAUCAGCAGCAGUACUGGGCAAAUAGAGAUCAACCUUACAGUUUUAUAUCAGUCCAGGAAUUUUCUGAGGCGUUUCAAUCAUAUGACGUGGGUCAAAGACUUGGACAAGAGCUUUCUACACCAUUUGAUAAGGCCAAGAGCCACCCUGCUGCUUUGCCAACUGUGAAGUAUGGUGUUGGAAUGGUGGAACUGCUCAAAGCUUGCUUCUCAAGAGAGUACUUACUCAUGAAGAGGAACUCAUUUGUCUAUAUUUUCAAGCUCAUCCAACUUACAACUAUGGCAAUCAUUGGGAUGACACUCUUCCUGCGAACUAAUAUGCACCGAGACAAUCUCAUUGAUGGAGGAAUUUAUUUGGGUGCCUUGUUCUUUUCUGUCGUCAUGAUCAUGUUCAAUGGAAUGUCAGAGCUAUCUAUGACCAUUGCAAAGCUUCCUGUGUUUUACAAGCAAAGGGACCUCCUAUUCUAUCCUUCAUGGGCAUAUUCUCUUCCCUCAUGGAUUCUUAAAAUUCCUAUAUCAUUUUUGGAAGUUGCUGUUUGGGUGUUCAUCACUUAUUAUGUCAUGGGAUUUGACCCUAAUGUUGGAAGGUUAUUCAAGCAGUACAUUCUGCUCUUCCUUGUUAACCAGAUGGCCUCUGCUCUAUUCCGAUUUAUUGCUGCAGUUGGAAGGAACAUGAUUGUUGCUAACACAUUUGGGUCAUUUGCACUACUUAUACUUUUUGCAUUAGGUGGCGUCGUCCUGUCACGAGAGGAGAUCAAGAAAUGGUGGAUAUGGGGUUACUGGUUAUCACCAAUGAUGUAUGGGCAGAAUGCAAUAGUAGUCAAUGAGUUUCUUGGAAAAAGCUGGAGCCAUAUUCCACCAAACUCAACAGAAUCGUUGGGAGUACUGCUAAUGAAAAGUCGAGGAUUCUUCCCUCAUGCAUAUUGGUAUUGGAUAGGAGUAGGUGCAUCGGCGGGAUUCGUGCUACUAUUCAACUUAUGUUUCACUCUUGCUCUCACUUUCCUUAACCCAUUUGAGAAGCCUCAGGCUGUUAUAUCUGAUGAGCCUGAAACCAGUGGCAGACUUGAAAGCAGGCACACUACCAACACAGAGAAUGAGAUGAGUGAUAUUGAUGAGUCGAACCAUAAGAAGAAGAAAGGAAUGGUCCUUCCAUUUGAGCCACAUUCUAUUACCUUUGAUAAUGUUAUAUACUCUGUUGAUAUGCCGCAGGAAAUGAGAAAUCAGGGAAUUGCUGAAGAUAAACUGGUGCUAUUGAAGGGUGUAAGUGGUGCUUUCAGGCCUGGUGUUCUCACGGCAUUAAUGGGUGUUAGCGGUGCCGGUAAAACUACUCUGAUGGAUGUGCUGGCUGGUAGAAAAACUGGUGGAUAUAUCGAGGGGAGCAUCAAAAUUUCUGGAUAUCCAAAGAAGCAAGAAACUUUUGCUAGAAUUUCAGGAUAUUGCGAGCAAAAUGACAUCCACUCUCCACAUGUUACUGUUUAUGAAUCCUUAAUCUACUCAGCUUGGCUUCGUCUACCCCCUGAAGUCGACUCUGAAACCAGAAAGAUGUUUGUUGAUGAAGUCAUGGAGCUUGUGGAACUGAAUCCAUUGAGGCAAGCACUAGUCGGGUUGCCUGGUGUGAAUGGUUUGUCUACUGAGCAGCGGAAGCGGCUAACCAUUGCAGUUGAGCUAGUGGCAAACCCCUCUAUAAUAUUCAUGGACGAGCCAACUUCCGGGCUUGAUGCAAGAGCUGCUGCAAUUGUGAUGAGAACAGUUAGGAACACCGUGGACACAGGAAGAACUGUUGUGUGCACCAUCCAUCAACCAAGCAUCGACAUAUUUGAAGCUUUUGACGAGCUAUUCCUGAUGAAGCGAGGAGGAGAAGAGAUAUAUGUAGGGCCAUUGGGUCGGCAUUCUAGCCGUCUAAUUAACUAUUUUGAGGAAAUCAACGGAGUCAGUAAAAUUACAGAUGGUUAUAAUCCAGCCACCUGGAUGUUGGAAGUUACCAGUUCUGCACAAGAGUUGUCUCUGGGGGUUGAUUUUGCUGUCAUCUACAAGAAUUCAGAACUGUACAGGAGAAACAAAGCAACUAUCGAGGCAUUAAGCACUCCAGCCCCUGGUUCGAAGGACCUCUAUUUCCCUACACAGUAUUCGCAGUCAUUUUUUACACAAUGCCUAGCUUGCUUGUGGAAGCAACGUUUGUCCUACUGGCGAAAUCCGCCAUAUACUGCCGUAAGGUUUUUGUUUACGACGUUCAUAAGUUUGAUGUUCGGGACAAUGUUCUGGGAUCUUGGCACCAAAACAUCAAAGCAACAAGACAUUUUCAAUUCUCUCGGUUCGAUGUACGCAGCAGUACUAUUCAUCGGGAUUCAAAAUGCAGCAUCUGUGCAGCCAGUAGUUGCUGUUGAAAGAACUGUCUUCUACAGGGAAAGAGCUGCAGGGAUGUAUUCAGCUAUGCCCUAUGCCUAUGCACAGGUCCUAAUUGAGCUUCCAUACAUUUUUAUACAAGCUGCUGUAUAUGGUCUCAUCACAUAUGCAAUGAUCGGUUUCGAAUGGACUGCUGCUAAGUUCUUUUGGUAUCUGUUCUUCAUGUACUUCACAUUACUGUAUUUCACCUACUAUGGAAUGAUGACUGUCGCCGUCACGCCAAAUCAACACAUUGCCUCUAUAAUUUCUUCAGCAUUUUAUGCAAUAUGGAACCUUUUUUCAGGAUUCAUCAUCCCUAGAACUAGGAUGCCUGUGUGGUGGAGAUGGUUCUACUGGGUAUGUCCAGUGUCAUGGACUUUGUAUGGAUUAAUUGCAUCUCAGUUUGCAGACAUUAAGGAUCCUAUUGAAGGUGGUGUAACAGUUGAACAAUUUGUAAAAGCUUAUUAUGGCGUCAAGCAUGAUUUUCUGGGAGUUGUAGCAGCUAUGAUUGUUGGGUUCACAGUCCUCUUUGCAUUUAUCUUUGCUGUUUCUGUUAGGUCCUUUAAUUUCCAGAAGAGAUAGAGAUUUUCCUUUUUUUUUUUUUUUGGUUCUAUAUUCAUUGUUUGUGUUUGUUUUGUCUAUAGGCUAGUUUAAUGUACUACAAUGAUGAAAAUGAGAAAGGAUCAAAGAACAAUAUGUCAAUCUGUUGUACAUUUUGUUCAUUAAUACAUGUGUUUGAUUAUAGAUCAAGAAAAUAUUUAUUUGCCCAU
This is a messenger RNA of Manihot esculenta (cassava), 4666 nucleotides long. Its product is annotated as pleiotropic drug resistance protein 1. Lineage: Eukaryota; Viridiplantae; Streptophyta; Magnoliopsida; Malpighiales; Euphorbiaceae. The transcript is spliced from 24 exons. Gene Ontology annotation, cellular component: membrane. The record is from RefSeq and is a predicted model, not a curated record. Gene Ontology annotation, molecular function: ATP binding; ABC-type transporter activity; ATP hydrolysis activity. Bases 198 to 4478 code for a protein of 1426 amino acids.